AUGGCUUCAAACAGACCAGUUAAUAUCGUCUUUGUCGGCGCAGGCGCCGUGGGCUGCUUUUAUGCCUCAAGACUUCACCACCCGAAAGAGAACAUCAAUGUCUCUCUCAUCGCCAGAUCCAACUACCCAGUACUCGUCCGUUCUGGCGUACGCAUGCUUACGCAUUCAUUUGGGGACUAUACGUUUGUGCCCGCAGCCGUCUACCCAUCAGUCUCGGCCGCCUCUCCCACGGCAACAGAUCAAUCAUCAUCAGCAGGGGCCCAGCCACCCAAGGAUGGAUGGGACUAUGUCAUUGUCACAACCAAGGCGCUGCCAGACCGCGUCGAUGACGCGGCAACCAUUGCACCCCUUGUCACUCCAGGAAAGACGUGCAUAGUGCUCAUCCAGAACGGCGUGGGCGUGGAAGCACCCUACCGCUCCAGGUUCCCCAGCAACCCCAUCGUCAGUGCCGUCACCGUGGUCAGCGCCGAGCUCGUAGAUCCCGGCACUGUCCGCCAAAAUCGCUGGACACGCCUCUACCUUGGCCCAUACGUCAACUCGGCUUCAUACUCUGAAGACGAGGGCAAGACCGGCACCAGCCAGAUCACCGCCGAUAUGGGGCACAAACUCGACGACGCGGGAUCGGCCUGCGUGACGGCCCUGACGGACUGGUGGACGCGGCUGGGUAGCAUCAAGGACGUCGAGUCGCACGCGGGCGACGAGCUGGGCCUGCAGACGGUGCGGUGGCACAAGCUCGUCAUCAACGCGGCCUUCAACCCGUCCUCGGUCCUCAGCGGCGGCCGCAACAACGCCCACAUGGCCACGGACCCUGAGUUACGGCGGCACCUGCGCGGUAUCAUGGAUGAGAUCUUCGCCGCAGCCCCACACGUCCUCGGACGCCCAUUCCCUCCCGACCUGGCGGCGCCCGAGAAGAUCCUGGCCAGCAACGAGCGCAACAAGGGCUCCAAGGGCCCCAGCAUGCUGCUCGACUGGCAGGCUGGGCGGCCGCUGGAGCUCGAGGUCAUCGUCGGCAACCCGGUCCGCAUCGCGAGGGCCAAGGGCGUUGAGAUGCCGAGGCUGCAGAGCGUGUAUGCGCUACUGAAGAGUAUGCAGGAGGCAAGGAACCAGGCAAAGGCGAACGGUCAGGAUAGGGGGAAAUUGUAG
Pyricularia pennisetigena is the source of this 1143-nucleotide messenger RNA. RefSeq lists its product as uncharacterized. NCBI's taxonomy places the organism in Eukaryota, Fungi, Ascomycota, Sordariomycetes, Magnaporthales, Pyriculariaceae. The transcript has 3 exons. The coding region runs from base 1 to 1143 and encodes 380 amino acids. Gene Ontology annotation, molecular function: oxidoreductase activity. The record is from RefSeq and is a predicted model, not a curated record. Gene Ontology annotation, cellular component: cytoplasm.